This is a messenger RNA of Geosmithia morbida, 708 nucleotides long. RefSeq names its product tRNA(Arg) A34 adenosine deaminase TadA. Gene Ontology annotation, biological process: purine nucleoside catabolic process. The coding region runs from base 1 to 708 and encodes 235 amino acids. Gene Ontology annotation, molecular function: guanosine deaminase activity. Lineage: Eukaryota; Fungi; Ascomycota; Sordariomycetes; Hypocreales; Bionectriaceae. The record is from RefSeq and is a predicted model, not a curated record. The transcript is spliced from 2 exons.
AUGUUUUCCCGCAUGGCAGCCGUUGCUGUCUUUGCUGUUUCCCUCCUGCUGUCGGCCCCCGUGGCAUCGGCCCAUCAGGUAGGCGGCAUGGUCGUGGCCGACUCGACCCUCACCAUCAACGAUGUCCCCUUCGCCACACGGGCGUACUGGAUGCGCAAGGCCAACGAGGCCCUCUUCACAGUGACGGGGUCCGCAUGCCCGUUUGCGGCCUUUGGAACCGUCAUUGUGAACCACACGGCCUCGACGGACGGCGAGCUGGUCUGCAUUGGAGCCAAUUACAAGAGCAUCGUUGGCAACCCGACAUUGCACGGCGAAAUGGCCGCCAUUUCCAACUGCACCAAGAUCCUGACGGACCCAAAUGGUCCCUACAACCUGACAGCCGCCGAAGCCCAAGAGGCCUUUGCCGACCUGUCGCUGUACACCAAUGCCGAGAGCUGCCCUAUGUGCGCCUCGGGGAUCCAGUGGUCCGGCUUCAGAGAGUACAUAUACGGGUCUAGCAUCGAAACGCUCAUACAGAAGGGCUGGAGUCAGAUCCGCAUACCCUCCAUUGACGUGUUUCGGCAGUCGUUUGAUCUGGGCGGUUCGCCGAGGCUCUUGGCUGAGGUGCUCACCAACGAGACGGACCCGUACUUUUUCUGGCAGUAUGACCCGGACUAUGCUUGCCCCAAGGGAUGCAAGAGGGUCACAGGUGUAUGUUCCGAUGAGUGA